This is a messenger RNA of Neogale vison (American mink), 506 nucleotides long. Its product is annotated as macoilin-like. The record is from RefSeq and is a predicted model, not a curated record. Gene Ontology annotation, cellular component: rough endoplasmic reticulum membrane. Gene Ontology annotation, biological process: neuronal signal transduction. NCBI's taxonomy places the organism in Eukaryota, Metazoa, Chordata, Mammalia, Carnivora, Mustelidae.
AACCUUACGGAAUUGAAUCAGAGAAUUAGAAGCAGAGGGCAAGAAGCUCACGAUGGACAUGAAGGUGAAAGAAGACCAGAUCAGAGAACUAGAACUGAAAGUUCAGGAGCUUCAGAAAUAUAGAAAUUAGAAGGAUACUGAGGUGUUAAUGUCAGCCCUCUCGGCCAUGCAAGAUAAAACACAACACCUGGAGAACAGUCUGAGUGCAGAGAUGAGAAUCAAGCUGGACCUGUUCUCUGCACUGGGGGAUGCGAAUCGACAGCUCAAGUUCACGCAAAGACAAAUUUUUCAGAAAGACCAGGAAAUUAAGGACCUUAAACAGAAGAUAGCUGAAGUCAUGGCCGUCAUGCCCAGCAUAAUGUACAGUGCCACCACCAGCCACCUGAGUUCCGUUUCGCCCCACUACUCUUCCAAAUUUGUGGAGACCAGCCCCUGUGGACUCGAUCCCGAUGCCUCUGUUUACCAGCCCCUGAAGAAAUGAAGACCAGCUGUGGGUUUUGCCCAAC